Triticum dicoccoides is the source of this 1123-nucleotide messenger RNA. RefSeq lists its product as uncharacterized. The coding region runs from base 145 to 852 and encodes 235 amino acids. Lineage: Eukaryota; Viridiplantae; Streptophyta; Magnoliopsida; Poales; Poaceae. The transcript has 2 exons. The record is from RefSeq and is a predicted model, not a curated record.
AAUCCCCAUCGAAUCCACAUCGGGAUCCAUCCCUCAUCCUUACCUGUCCAAUGAAGCCGCUGCUAGCCUCAUCCUCUAUGGGGAUCCACCCUGAAUCUCUUCCAACAAACCACUGCAGGAGCUCCCUCCUCCUGAUCUGCCUCCAUGCCUUCUCCCGCCGUCGACCGCGAGUCAGGAGCCCGAGCUCCUCUUCCCGAGCCGCAGCCACCCCGCAGCAUCCAACCUCGCCGGCCUCCAGGACCUCUGCUCCUCCUCUGUUUUCUUCUUCCCCCUCUCUCGAUUUCUUCCUCUCUCACGCACCUCCCUCUCUCUCAGGUACGCCAUGAGCAGCCCCAUGGAUGGGCUCCUCCAGCCGACGCCAAGUCCCCGCUGUGGCCGCCGUUUGUUCUCGUCGAUGCCUUGCGGAUCCCCGCCGAAUCAGCCUCCUCCGCGAGCCCUUCUUGCCGGAGCCCCUCGACCUCGACCACCUGCCGCCAUGGACUAGCGCCACCGCCGGAGAUGCCCCGUCCGCCGCCCGAACCUGCCAAAAACGAGCUCCAGCAGGAGCAUGCCGCUGCCGCCAGGAUCUUUUCAUCGUCGCUGUUGGUUGGAUCCAGCCGCCCCUGCUUCCCGUCGAGCCUCACCGCUCCGCCGGUCCCGUCGAACGCCAUCGCCCGAGCCUCCUGGUGCCCGCCUGCCAUGGCCGCCUCGUCCCUGCUCCAGAGGAGGACAAGCAACGCCUGUGCCGUUGCCUGCGUCGCCCAGAUCCUCCGACCUCCGUCCUUCGCCGCCGCGCCGGAGUUUGCGCCGCCGCUGCUCUGCUUCUUUCGAACCAGGAAGAGGACGAACGCCUUGCCUGAGCGCCCGCGUUGAUUCUCGCGGACCCGCUGCGUCGGCAUGCCUCCUUCCACCGUCCCAGCUCCCCCAGGCCCGCUCCUGCGUCCAGCGCCCGAGGCCCAGCCACUGUUUUGGCCCGGCCAUAUAAGGCCCAAUGUGAGCACACCCCUGGCGCCCCACCCUUUUUUUCCUGUUGUUGGGCCAGCAGAUCCGGCCCAGUAUUUUUUUAGGCUCUGCGAAUUGAGCUAAUUUCCAGAAAACUGUUGUUUUACAGAAAACCCCUUGUAGAUCAUGCAUAUAAUAACUU